ACCUGGGAUGAAAGGAGCUGAGAGAGCAGCAGAAACCUUAGCUGGCAUAUUCACUCUGUUAUGAUGGACAGACUAACAGCGGUAAUAUUUGUCCUCCUGGUUUCAUGUAUCUGCAGGACAUUAGGACUGACAUGUGAAGGAAACUGUGGGCUACAAGUUUUCUCAUGUUCAUGCCACUCAACAUGUGAGUCCCUGAAGACCUGCUGUACAGACUAUAAGGAGUACUGUGUGGAAGCCCUUCCAUAUUCUGGGUCCAUUUUGGGUGGGACAGAUUUUACUAUCCUUGAAGCGAGUUUCAAUAGUUCAGAGAUCAUAUGCAGGUUCAACUACAGUACUAAUACUGUGGGGUAUGUGGAUGACCACAGUAGAGGCCAUUGUAUCUCCCCGCUACUGUAUGAAACAGGAUGGAUUCCCUUGGACAUCUCCUCUGAUAAUGGCACCACAUUCAACAGAGUUGGCAGCUGGCUCUCAGUUCAUACUGGCAAGUUAGAUGCUAAGUUUAAGGCGACUCUGGUCAACUCAACAAAAUGGCAGUACUAUGGUACACCUGAUGUUGGAGGCAUUCUUGAGAUGACGUGGAAUACCUCUUUGGUCAUAGCGGACAGGGUCAAUAUAGAGCUCUGGGGAUACAGGGAGACAGGAGAACCCUACUCAGCCAACUGGCAGGGUGAGUGGAAAUACCUGUACUCACUUGCAAAAGAUCAGCCCAACAAUGGCUCCUUUAGCUUCUUGCCUAAACCAGCAGAGAACGGUUUUGCAAGUUGGGAACUUGGCUCUCUACGCAUCAGCCCCAGCAAGUACCCUGAUGGCAUGUGGAAUGUACAAGCCGCAUGGACCGAGGAUCACGCUCUGGCCUGGCAUCUGGAGGAGAAGUUCAGGCAGAACUCGACAGUUUGGGCCCUGGAUAAAUGUCUAGCAUGGGACAAGCUGGAAGAUAAGCUGCCGAACUUCCUCAGCGAGAUCAUAGACUGCCCCUGCACUCUGGCUCAAGCGAGAGCAGACACUGGGAGGUUUCAUACUGACUAUGGCUGCGAUAUGGAGAAGGGGAGUGUGUGCACAUACCACCCUGGGAGUAUUCACUGUGUGAGGGCGAUACAGGCAAGUCCUAGGUACGCAGCGGGACAACAGUGUUGCUAUGACAGCACCGGCGCUCAGGUUUUGACAGGAGACUCCAUUGGGGGAAGCACUCCAGACCGAGCACACGACUGGGGCUCACCUCCAUUCAACAACCCCCCUCGGAUUCCUGGACAGUCCCACUGGGUCUAUGACGUCCUCAGCUUCUACUACUGCUGCCUGUGGUCUGACAACUGCCACUACUACUUCAAACACCGGCCCUCCAGUGACUGCAGGCGUUACCAGCCACCCAGCUCAGCUGUGGUGUUUGGAGAUCCCCACUUCAUUACAUUUGAUGGUGUCAGCUACUCCUUCAACGGCUUUGGGGAAUACACUUUGGUGACCUCGAGAAAGAAAAUGCUGACAAUCCAAGGCAGAACAGAGCCUGUGAACGAAACCUCAAUAAAAGCAACAAAGUUGACGGCUGUAGCCAUGAAGGAAAAACUCUCUGAUGUUAUUGAGGUGCGGUUGGCCAGCGGUCACAACAGUCUUGAAGUGCUGCAGAAUCACAGAACCCUCUCCUUUUCUGAGCAGAGUUGGAUGGACCUGCACGGUGUGUUUGUGUUUUCUCCGUCCUCUACAAAUGUGACCGUGAUGUUCCCCAGUGGAGCCGGGGUGGAAGUCCGACUGAGAGAGAGAACCAUGACAACCACCGUGCUCCUGCCAGAGGGUUUCAAAAACUCCACCCUGGGACUGCUGGGAAAGAUGAAUGGUGACCCCAGGGAUGAUCUCGCUCUCACCAACGGCCAACUUGUGCAGAACCACAGCAAUCCAGAGGAGGUGUUCAGCUUUGGGGCAAGCUGGGCCAUCUCCAACAAGUCUGCCUUGUUCACAUAUGAUUCAGACUAUCUUUUGAACACAUAUCUCUACUAUCCGAGACACGACCACACCUUUAUUCCGGUGUUUUCUGUCCCUGAGAGUCCAGAUGAUCCAUUAGCCAAUCAAGCAGCUGAGAUAUGCUCUGGAGAGGGCGCUCAGUUCUGCAGGUAUGACAUCCUGGUAGGCCGUAGUCCAGCAAUGGGAAAUGCCACCAAAAUGUCUUUCCAGAGUCACAUUUCCCUUGUGAAGGAUCUAAAGCCAGUGAUAUCCUGUGGAUGGCUUUCACCGCCAACUAAUGGGAAGAAGGAGGGGACCACAUAUUUACAAGGAGCUAAGGUGAAGCUGUCCUGCGAUGACGGGUACAAACUCAAAGGAUCAGAAGUGCGCGUCUGCCAGUCGAACGGCCAGUGGUCUGGACAGGACACAUCCUGCGUGAUUCCAAGUAACGUCGCAGGAAUUGUGGCCGGUUCAGUUGUUGGAGCUGCAGCACUGAUUUUAAUUAUAACAACAAUCGUACUCCACUCCAAGAGAAAGCAAAGAAAACAAGACAAUGAGAUGACAUCAGCCUUCUAACCACAACUCCUCAGCUACUGGAAACUGUGUACCUUUAAAAUUAAUCGUUCACAAAUAUAUGCUUUCAGUAGGUAAAGACACACAUAACACAAAAGAGACAUCUUGUAUUGGUUGUAAAUCUUGUAAAGCACAGCCAUGAUCCAGACUAAACAUACAAAGGUCUCUGCUCAGUUAAAGAGUAACUAUUCACUCCAUCUUUUACAUGGCUAUUAUUGCACUGGUUUUUUUAAAUUAUAACUUGUGUUGCACUUUUGACCAGACACACUGUCACUGCAAAGCAUUCUAACAUACUGUAAGCCUGUUCAAUAAGUUAACAAUAACUGAUAAAAGUCUCAUGAAAGGUGAAACAUUAAUAAAAACAAAAAACCUGCCACUGUCUGAACACUCCAUUAUCAUUGUUUUUGGUCUACUGAAGAAAAAGAAAGUCUUUGGUCAGCUUUUCAGGCCACCUGUAUAUUUAUAUAUAUGUAUAUAAACACACACAUAUAUGUAUAUACAGAAACAGAAAAAAAAAAACUAUAAAAUGAAAUGCUUGUUUUUUGUGCAUUGUCAUCAAAUGCUGAUGAAUACUGUCAUACAGUUUGCUAUGUUUAAAUAUGUUGGACAAUAAAGUUUUUCAAAUACAGUUUAUUGUGUAACUAUAA
Epinephelus lanceolatus (giant grouper) is the source of this 3149-nucleotide messenger RNA. Its product is annotated as sushi domain-containing protein 2-like. NCBI's taxonomy places the organism in Eukaryota, Metazoa, Chordata, Actinopteri, Perciformes, Serranidae. The record is from RefSeq and is a predicted model, not a curated record.